AUUAUUAUUAUUAUUGCCGUCGGAGCGAUGUUUUCCCUCAGGCCUCCCAAGGCCACCUUCCGGUCCUACCUUUUGCCUCAGGCAGAAGAGAAGAUAACCCCAGAACCCAGGCUGAAGAAGUUGGAACCGGUGCUCUUGCCAGGUGAAAUUGUGGUCAACGAAGUGAAUUUUGUGAGGAAAUGCAUUGCCACCGAUACGAGCCAGUACGAUCUCUGGGGGAAGCUGGUUUGCAGUAACUUCAAGAUCUCCUUCAUUACGGAUGAUCCGAUGCCACUUCAGAAAUUCCAUUAUAGGAAUCUUCUUCUGGGAGAACACGAUGUCGCACUGACAUGCAUUGAGCAGAUAGUCACAGUAAACGACACGAAGAGGAAACAGAAAGUUCUGGGGCCCAACCAAAAACUUAAAUUUAAUCCGACAGAGCUGAUCAUUUACUGCAAAGACUUCCGGAUCGUCCGGUUUCGUUUCGAUGAGGCGGGACCAGAAAGUGCAAAGAAGGUGUGCCUCGCGAUAGCUCAUUAUUCCCAGCCGGCAGAUCUCCAGCUCCUCUUUGCCUUCGAAUACGUGGGAAAGAAAUAUCAUAAUCCAGCAAAGAAAGUGAACGGAAUAGACCCUGGAGGGGGCGGCGGGGGCGGCAGCAGCCAGCAGACCCCUUUGUUUGAAACGUACUCAGACUGGGACAGAGAAAUCAAAAGGACGGGCGCCUCUGAGUGGCGCGUCUGUUCGGUCAAUGAAGGCUACAUGAUAUCUACCUGCCUUCCGGAAUACUUUGUAGUGCCGUCAUCCUUGGCAGAUCAAGAUCUAAAGCACUACUCCCACGCUUUCACCGGAAGGCGGAUGCCGAUGUGGUGCUGGAAUCACUCCAACGGGAGCGCUCUUGUGAGGAUGGCCAACAUUAAGGAUCCGUUGCAGCAGCGAAAGAUCGACCAACGAAUUUGCAACGCGAUCACCAGAAGCCACCCGCAGAGAAGCGACGUUUAUAAAUCCGACCUGGACAAGAGCCUGCCCCCCAUCCAAGACAUCCAGGCCGCCUUUCUGAAGCUCAAGCAGUUGUGCGUGAACGAGCCUUUUGAAGAAACGGAGGAGAAAUGGUUAUCCUUGCUGGAAAAUUCGCGUUGGCUGGAGUACGUGAGACUGUUCCUCAAGCAUUCUGGAGAGCUGGUCUAUAUGUUGGACAGCAAGCACGUCUCUGUUGUUUUGCAAGAGGAGGAAGGGCGAGACUUGAGCUGCUGUGUGGCAUCCCUCGUCCAGGUGAUGCUGGAUCCUUUCUUCCGGACCAUCGCUGGCUUUCAGAGCCUGAUCCAGAAGGAGUGGGUCAUGGCUGGCUACCCUUUCCUGGACAGGUGCAACCACCUGAAGAAAUCGGACAAAGAAUCUCCCUUAUUCCUGAUGUUCUUGGACUGCGUUUGGCAACUUCUGGAGCAGUACCCGUCGGCGUUCGAAUUCUCUGAAGCUUACUUGACGAUAUUGUACGACAGCACCCGCAUCUCGCUGUUCGGCACGUUCCUCUUCAACUCUCCGCACCAGAGAGUGAAGCAAAGCACGGAAUUUGCCAUCAGCAAAAACAUCCAGCUGGGAGACGAGAAAGGCCUGAAGUUCCCUUCGGUGUGGGACUGGUCCCUCCAGCACGCCCCGAGAGAUCGCACGCUCUUCCACAACCCCUUGUACAUCGGCAAAAGCACGCCGUGCGUGCACAAUGGGGCUGUGAAAUCCUUUAAACGGACAAAGAAGAAUUACAGCUCGACUCUGCGAGGCCUUCCCCCGUCCUUAAAGAACGGGAUCAUCAGCGAGCAAGACUUUCUUCCAAGAAGAAAUUCCCUCAUCCUAAAACUGAAACCCGACUUCCUUCAGCACACGGACAGCAGUGCCCACGGCACAGAGCAGUAUUUCAGAGAGUGGCUUUCCAAGCCGGUGGACCUGCACGGCGUGAUUCUGCCCCGUCUCUCUGGAACGCAAAUCAAACUCUGGAAACUCUGCUACUUCCGCUGGGUUCCCGAGGCCCAGAUCGCCAGCGGCGGCUUCAUCACCGCCUUCCGCAAAAUCUCGCUCUUGGCAGACGAAGUAGACAUGCUGAACCGGAGCCUGCGGCUGCACAACAGCAGCCCCCGGUUUCUGGCGAACAAUCCCGAACCGGAUCAGAGCCGGAUGUAUUUCAGAGUGAAUGAGCCCAAUGACGCUCCGGUGAGCCCGGAAUCUCUCUCUUCCUCUUUCCCGUUUUCUCCCGUGGGAAACCUCUGCCGGAGGAGCAUUCUGGGAACGCCGCUGAGCAAAUUCUUAAGCGGCGCCAAAAUCUGGUUGUCCACGGAAACGCUCGCUUACGAGGACUAGCCUCUUUUGGAGCACGAAGGCGGAGACGAGAGACCGGAGCUUCUUUGCCAUGCAACACCUCCUGAAGCUGUAAUAAUUUUAUACACAAAGGUUACCUAUCUUUUUUUUUUUUUUUUUUUUGCACAGAAUAUUUAAAAAGCAAGGGCGUCGUGCUUCAGGAA
Molecule: messenger RNA, 2486 nt
Organism: Heteronotia binoei (common prickly gecko)
Lineage: Eukaryota; Metazoa; Chordata; Lepidosauria; Squamata; Gekkonidae
Gene: MTMR10
Product: myotubularin related protein 10
Exons: 16
Coding region: 28-2325 (765 amino acids)
Source: RefSeq, a predicted model, not a curated record